GGUUGGCCCUUUCAACAUUCAUUCAAACCCUACCGGUUCACCUGUUUUGAAAGUCAAUUAAUAUAUCCUUAUAGUAAGUCCAAACUAACACAUUUGUACUAAGUCUGCGUGAUUGCCAAAUAAUGAAGAGAAGAAAUAGUCAUCCCCAUGCACCUAUUCAAACUCUCAACAAUAGUCAAAUCUCUCAUUUUCAAGCCUGUCUUCUUUAUAUAAAUGUCAUCCAAGAUUCUCCAUUCACCCACCAAACCAUUCAGCACACCAUCUCCAAAGACUCACACUUUUGCUUCUCUCAUCUUCUUCAAUUCACCCUAAAUCAAUUUCAGAUCGACAGGAGAUAUCAUCGUACCAGAUCAUAUAUAAUGGCAGGUGUUCAAUCUUCAAGCUUCUUGAUUUCAUCUUCUUCUUCUACCUCAUUUUCGCAGAGAAAAGCGAUCAGAGCAGCCAUUAAUUUCCCCAGAAUUGGACGGAGAACUAACGUCUCCCUCCCCACUCUUCAGACAAGAGGAUUGGUAGAGGAAUUAGGGUUGAAAAGUGGGUAUACCACCAUUACCGAAAACCUCCGACCGACAAGGACGGUUGAUGACCAGACCAACGGCGGUCCUGAUCCGUUAGUUGUCGCCAAACUUUAUGCCAUCUUGGAAGCGGUUGCCGAUAGAGUGGAGAUGCACAAGAAUAUAGGGGAACAAAGAGACAAUUGGAACAGCCUGUUGUUGACCUCCAUCAAUGGGAUUAUCCUCGCAGCCGCCGCAAUGGCCGGAAUCGCCGCUACCGCCGCCGCCGCCGGCGGAGCCGAGGUGGCGCUAAAGCUCUCCUCCACACUAAUGUACUUGGGAGCGACAGGGAUGCUGACAAUCAUGAACAAAAUCCAACCGUCCCAGCUGGUGGAAGAGCAACGAAACGCGACAAGGCUUUUCAAGAAUCUGUACAACGAAAUCCAAACAACGUUGUCAAUCGGUCACCCCACGGUUAGCGACGUUAAAGAUGCGAUGGAGAGAGUGUUGGCUCUCGACAGGGCCUUCCCUCUCCCCCUCCUCGGAGUCAUGCUCGAGAAAUUCCCCGACACGGUGGAGCCGGCCGUCUGGUGGCCGGAGCAGCGCCGGAGACCGGCCCGGAGAAUCGGAGGGAACGACUGGAACGGCUGGAACGGGAAGCUGGAGGACGACAUGAAAGAAAUAACACAAGUUCUGAGACUGAAAGACAAAGAAGACUACCUAAGACUGGGCAAUAAAGCCUUGAAAAUCAACAAAAUUCUAGCCAUUUCAGGCCCUCUACUAACUGGCUUGGCCGCGGUGGGGUCUUGCCUGGUUGGAUCAUCUUCCCCACACAACUCCUGGGCUGCAAUCCUGGGAGUGACGGCGGGGGCGUUAGCCAGCGUUGUGAACACAUUCCAGCACGGCGGACAAGUGGGAAUGGUGCUGGAGAUGUACAGAUGCAAUGCAGGCUUCUUUCAUCUCAUUGAACAAUCCAUAGACUCAAACCUUAGUGAAAAGGACAUGGAGAGAAGGGAAAAUGGUGAAGUGUUUGAAAUGAAAGUGGCUUUGAAGCUUGGAAGAAGCCUUUCAGAGCUCAGAGAUCUUGCAGCUAAGUCUUCCCACAAGAAACAAAACAUUGACGAGUUUGGGAGCAAGCUUUUCUAAUUUUUUUUUUAUUUUUUAUUUUUUCUAACUCUAAGAGAAAGCCUGCAACAGCUACUAAGUCGAAAAUAUGUAUGUAACAAUUACUUAAUUCUAUAGACAGCUUUUACGGGGAGUUAAAGUUGGAAAGCGAAUGAAUGUAUAUGAGUCUUAGGUGUAAUUGAGUAGAGAAUACAAUCAAUUCAAUUAUUCAUGAAAACAUAUCUUUACAGAUCA
Messenger RNA from Ipomoea nil (Japanese morning glory), 1850 nucleotides. RefSeq names its product probable F-box protein At4g22030. The record is from RefSeq and is a predicted model, not a curated record. The transcript has a single exon. Bases 123 to 1637 code for a protein of 504 amino acids. Lineage: Eukaryota; Viridiplantae; Streptophyta; Magnoliopsida; Solanales; Convolvulaceae.